Molecule: messenger RNA, 410 nt
Organism: Ixodes scapularis (black-legged tick)
Lineage: Eukaryota; Metazoa; Arthropoda; Arachnida; Ixodida; Ixodidae
Product: cytochrome c oxidase assembly factor 5
Exons: 3
Coding region: 93-344 (83 amino acids)
Biological process (GO): mitochondrial respiratory chain complex IV assembly
Cellular component (GO): mitochondrion
Source: RefSeq, a predicted model, not a curated record
UCGAUCCGUUAUCCAGCCAAUCCAGAAUACUAUAAUAGAGAUCAGGCGCAGUUGUUGACGGCGUCGGAGUCUGAGCUUUAAAUUGCAACGAAAUGCCCCUGUACACGGAAGAAAACAGCGCUUUUCGGGUGCACAGCUCGUGCGAGGGCGUCAGGGACGACCUCAAGCGUUGCCUGUUGGCCACUGACUGCGUGAAGCUCGAUGGCCUGUCACCCAAAAAAUGCAUCCUGACAAGUCACCCCUCUGUGCCUCAGGAAUGCCACAACUUGAAGAACCUCUUGUUUGAGUGCAAGCGUUCACUGCUUGACAACAGGCAAAGGUUCAGGGGAAGAAAAGGCUACUAAAUGGGAGAUGGAUCCUAGCACUACAGCAUUUUUCGUACAAAACAUUAAACAGAUGUGCAGUCAGAA